UAUUGUGUGUAAAAAGGCAUGCAAUUCGGUCAUUUGAUUUUUUUACGUUUUUCUCAAACUCUAUAUUGCACAGUAAAGAUUUUACGAUGCUUCAGAUGAAAUUUGCUUGUUUACUUUUUACAUUUGUUCGUGCUAUAGAUGAACAAUACACAGAACCGUGUCUCAAUGAUAAUGACGAAGCUCUAAUAACGAGCAUGAGACAGACGAUGCUAGCAUUGAAUGAACAGAUGCAAGUUCUGGAAACAAACUUAAAAAAAAAAUCUACAAAUGGAAUCCUCCAGGUAAAUUGUCCAAGUGGUUGGAAGCACUAUAGCGGACACUGCUAUUACUUCAACGGCGAUAACAUGUCUUGGACAAGCGCAAAAAAUGUGUGUAAUAAAAAGGGUGGUCACUUAGUUAAGAUCGAUGAUUCGUCAGAAAGCCUUUGGAUUAUAGAAGUUAUGAAAGGAUCAGGAUUAAAAAGUGUGUGGAUUGGCGCAAACGAUAUAUCUAGAGAAGGCAGCUGGGUGUGGGAAUCAGACCGAUCUACAUUGACAUUCAGUGACUGGAACAAAAAUCAGCCUGACAAUGGUUAUGGCGCAGAAGACUGUGCGCAUAUAAACAUGUACAGUAGUAAUUCCUACCACUGGAAUGAUUUCCCGUGCUCGAGUCGCGCAGGAUAUAUCUGUGAAAGGGUUUAAGUUCAGAAACUGAUACGAUUCUACAGACGCCAACAGAUACCGAUAUGUACUAGUUUAUUCUUUUGUACCAUGUAUAUACGUAGCCAAGAGACUUCCAAGGUGCAUGCGCACAUAGUCUAUAAUUUUAUUUCUGA
Mytilus trossulus (common blue mussel) is the source of this 814-nucleotide messenger RNA. Its product is annotated as perlucin-like protein. The transcript is spliced from 6 exons. The record is from RefSeq and is a predicted model, not a curated record. Lineage: Eukaryota; Metazoa; Mollusca; Bivalvia; Mytilida; Mytilidae. Gene Ontology annotation, molecular function: signaling receptor activity. The coding region runs from base 87 to 680 and encodes 197 amino acids.